Molecule: messenger RNA, 313 nt
Organism: Gastrolobium bilobum
Lineage: Eukaryota; Viridiplantae; Streptophyta; Magnoliopsida; Fabales; Fabaceae
Product: expansin-A9-like
Exons: 1
Biological process (GO): plant-type cell wall organization
Cellular component (GO): extracellular region
Source: RefSeq, a predicted model, not a curated record
GGUACCAUGCAAGAGGGAGGGAGGUAUUAGGUUCACCAUGAAUGGGAAUCCUUAUUUCAAUCUAAUAAAAGUGUGGAAUGUUGGAGGAGCUGGGGAAAUAGUAAGAGUGCAAGUGAUGAAGGAUGAUGGCAAGUUCAAAUGGACAGAUUUGAGGCGAAAUUGGGGUCAGAAUUGGGAUACAGAUGUUAGGUUAGUGGGAGAGAGAUUGAGCUUCAGGGUGACAGCAAGUGAUGGAAGGUCCAGUGUCUCAAGGCGUGUCGCCCCUAAGUAUUGGCAGUUUGGUCAGACCUAUGAAGGCAAAAACUUCCCAUAA